Molecule: messenger RNA, 567 nt
Organism: Trichoderma harzianum CBS 226.95
Lineage: Eukaryota; Fungi; Ascomycota; Sordariomycetes; Hypocreales; Hypocreaceae
Exons: 3
Coding region: 87-449 (120 amino acids)
Source: RefSeq, a predicted model, not a curated record
CUCUUGGUCUGUGAGGCUCUGUAUGCUGUAUGUCUCUCGUCGUCCGGCGUAGCACUUACCUCUACUAACAACGAACUAAUUUGGCGAUGGAUCUUGGUCCGAUCCAUAAGGUACAUAUAACAGGCCUCGAGGUCCCAUCCUCUUGGGGCCUUGGAUCAUCUCUCCAUCUUCCUCCUGACCACAUCAGUAUUUAUUCAACAGCCAGAUUCACCUUGCACUAUUUCCCAUUACUCCCUUUUCUCUCCUCUUCAUCUACUUUGUCUUCAUCUUCAUCUUCAUCUUCGGCUUUGUCCUUCAUCUUCAUCGACAAGCCAAGCCACUCUACUCCCAUCAGUAGAUCAAGCGUGGUGUUGCCUCCAUCUCUUCAUCCUCUCUUCACGCGACAGCAAGAAGCCAAUCCAGCUCACCCUCCUCACACCAACCCUUGUUGCAUCGAAAGUGCAGUUUAGCCGCUUUCGAUUUUACCACACUCAGCCAAUUGAUCCCCUGCUGCAAGACCCGGACUCUCCAGAUGGCCGCGAGCAAUCAUGGGACGUGACAUACUUUCAACCUCCUCCUGCCGACCCU